This is a messenger RNA of Loxodonta africana (African savanna elephant), 4136 nucleotides long. It is a transcript of the gene ARHGAP44, whose product is annotated as Rho GTPase activating protein 44. The record is from RefSeq and is a predicted model, not a curated record. Gene Ontology annotation, biological process: negative regulation of Rac protein signal transduction; signal transduction; regulation of actin cytoskeleton organization. The transcript is spliced from 21 exons. The coding region runs from base 84 to 2531 and encodes 815 amino acids. Gene Ontology annotation, cellular component: postsynaptic density; dendritic spine; presynaptic active zone. Gene Ontology annotation, molecular function: protein binding; GTPase activator activity. NCBI's taxonomy places the organism in Eukaryota, Metazoa, Chordata, Mammalia, Proboscidea, Elephantidae.
CCGCGCGGGGCCAUGUAACCCUGCGGCGCGCUCCGGGCUGCUCCGUCCUCCCCAGCUCCGGCCAGCGCGGCAGCGGGGCCACGAUGAAGAAGCAGUUCAAUCGCAUGCGCCAGCUGGCCAACCAGACGGUGGGCAGGGCAGAAAAGACUGAAGUUCUGAGUGAAGACCUCCUUCAGGUGGAGAAGCGCCUGGAGCUGGUGAAGCAAGUUUCCCAUAGCACCCACAAGAAGCUGACUGCAUGUCUUCAGGGCCAGCAAGGGACGGAAGCUGACAAGCGCUCGAAAAAAUUGCCUCUGACGACACUGGCUCAAUGCUUGAUGGAAGGGUCAGCUAUCCUGGGAGAUGACACACUUCUCGGGAAGAUGCUGAAACUCUGUGGAGAGACCGAGGACAAGCUGGCACAAGAGCUGAUACAUUUCGAACUGCAAAUAGAGAGAGAUGUGAUUGAGCCCCUGUUUUUGCUGGCUGAGGUGGAAAUCCCAAAUAUUCAAAAACAGAGGAAACAUUUAGCAAAGUUGGUGCUGGACAUGGAUUCCUCACGGACAAGGUGGCAGCAGACUUCCAAGUCUUCAGGUUUGUCCAGCAACUUACAGCCUGCGGGUGCCAAAGCUGAUGCCCUCAGGGAAGAAAUGGAGGAGGCUGCCAACAGAGUGGAGAUUUGCAGGGACCAGCUCUCAGCUGACAUGUACAGUUUUGUGGCCAAAGAAAUAGACUAUGCAAACUACUUUCAAAAGCUAAUCGAAGUGCAAGCUGAAUACCACAGGAAGUCACUGACGCUCCUGCAGGCUGUGCUGCCUCAGAUAAAAGCACAACAGGAGGCCUGGGUGGAAAAGCCUUCCUUCGGGAAGCCCCUGGAGGAGCACCUGACCAUCAGUGGCCGGGAGAUUGCCUUCCCCAUCGAGGCGUGUGUGACGAUGCUGCUGGAGUGUGGGAUGCAGGAGGAGGGACUUUUCCGAGUCGCCCCCUCUGCAUCCAAGCUGAAGAAGCUGAAAGCUGCCCUGGACUGCUGUGUGCUGGAUGUGCAGGAGUACUCGGCCGAUCCCCACGCCAUUGCAGGAGCUCUAAAGUCUUACCUCCGAGAAUUGCCGGAACCUCUCAUGACCUUUGAACUGUAUGACGAGUGGAUUCAGGCUUCCAAUAUCCAGGAGCAAGACAAGAGGCUUCAGGCUCUGUGGAAUGCUUGUGAAAAACUACCCAAGGCCAAUCACAACAACAUCCGAUACUUGAUCAAGUUUUUAUCCAAGCUGUCAGAAUAUCAAGAUAUAAACAAGAUGACUCCCAGUAACAUGGCAAUUGUAUUAGGACCCAACCUUCUGUGGCCACAAGCAGAAGGGAACAUCACAGAGAUGAUGACCACAGUUUCGCUGCAGAUCGUUGGGAUCAUUGAACCCAUCAUCCAGCAUGCUGACUGGUUCUUCCCUGGGGAGAUAGAAUUCAACAUUACAGGGAACUACGGGAGUCCCGUACAUGUGAACCAUAAUGCCAACUACAGCUCAAUGCCCUCCCCCGACAUGGACCCCGCUGACCGGCGCCAGCCUGAGCAGGCCCGCCGGCCCCUCAGCGUCGCCACGGAUAACAUGAUGCUGGAGUUUUACAAAAAGGAUGGCCUUAGGAAAAUCCAAAGCAUGGGCGUGAGGGUCAUGGACACAUCCUGGGUGGCCCGAAGAGGCUCCUCGGUUGGCAGGAAAGCAUCAUGUGCCCCACCCUCCAUGCAGCCUCCCGCCCCACCAGCUGAGCUUUCUCCGCUGCCACCAUCCCCGCUUCGCGAGCAGCCUCUGGACAGCCUGGCUGCCCCCUCACUUUCUCCAUCCAGCAUGGGCCUCCAGCCCGGCGCCAUCGAGCGCAGCAGUGCUCCUAAAAGCAAAGAACUUUCUCCAGGGUCUGGGCAGAAAGGAAGUCCAGGCUCCAGCCAGGGGACGCCCUGUGCAGGGGCACAACCAGGGGUACAACCGGGGUCCAGUUCCAGCCAGCCAUCCGCAGACCAGAGUCCUCACACCCUCCGGAAAGUUUCAAAGAAGUUGGCACCAAUUCCACCCAAGGUUCCCUUUGGCCAGCCGGGGGCUAUGACUGAGCAGCCCACCACCGGCCAGCCAUCCCCCGUCAGCCUCUCUCCCACCCCUCCAAGCACCCCAUCGCCCUACGGACUGAAUUACCCACAAGGGUACUCCUUGGCCUCAGGCCAGCUCUCCCCAGCUGCGGCAGCCCCUCCUCUGACCUCUCCUUCUGUCUUUACAAGCACUUUAGCCAAAUCACGGCCCACCCCUAAGCCCCGACAGAGACCCACCCUGCCGCCUCCUCAGCCUCCCACAGGAAGCCUCUCGGCCUCUAGCCCACAGCCUGCGGAGCACCCUAUGCUAGAUGGCAUGUCCCCUGGGGAGAGCAUGUCCACAGAUCUUGUCCACUUUGAUAUCCCCUCUAUCCACGUAGAGCUGGGGUCCUCGCUCCGCCUGAGCCCCCUGGAGCACAUGCGGCGACACUCGGUGACUGAGAAAAGGGACUCGGAGGAGGAGUCUGAGAGCACCGCCCUCUGACACGGCUUUCCCGCCCACCCAACCCGCGUGUACAUACGUGUGCCCAGACGCCCGCUGCCAGGAGCAUCGUGAGCGUGCCGUGUUCUUGGCUCCUUGUUGUCACUGCCAGCGAGAGGUUGGAUUUUCAGUGUGAGCUCCGGCCCAGGUGGUGCAUGGCGGUGGUGCGUAUUUUGUUUGUUCCUUUCAGGUGGUUACCUGGGCCUUUUGUUUGAUCUUUGCCUUUUGACUUUGUGCCUCUUGAUCCACUCUCAGCCUCCAGGCCAAGCAGCACCCGCCUCUCUCCACCCACGGGACUGCUUGUCAGAAAGGCCCCCUGCAGGGCAGGGGUGCUGGGGCGACUGGUUGGUUAGCCGUGGGGGCUGCUGUCUUUCCUUCGACAGCUAAUGGCUAGCCCUGCAGUAUCAGCUUUAUCUGACAGGGGGACUUCCGGACAUCCUGGGGCACCUGGCUUUUCCUCCUGCUUGGCGGGGUGCGGGCACAGCCAGUGACAAAACCUUAUGGCUGCCCUUGGUCAGACGGCUCAAAAGUAAAUUGCUUAAAACCAAGUAUGUGUCACUUCCUAACAGUCUUAUUUAUAUGAGCGGAAGCUCCUUUUAUCCCUAUUGUUUUAUAUUUUUGGAUUUAAAUGAUCCUGAGGCUGUCAGUAGGGCCCAGCCGCCCCUUCCCCACAAAUGUUAGCUCUCUGGCAGGCGCUCUGACCCCCAGAGCUUGCUAGGUGUGUGGGCCCAGAGCCUGGCUCUUCUUUCUGGAGGUUACAAGUGAAUAGCAAUAAUUCUGUUGCCCAGAGCAUGUCGACAAGAGGCAGCCAGCCCAGGGAGCACCAGCAUCCGCCACACAUCUCCUCAUGAAUCCCAGCCAUUAGCAGGAGGGCCCAGAAGGGCACUGCAGAGCCUGUUCACACUUUGGGAUUAAGGGAGUGAGAACCAGAUUUGGGUCAUGCAUGCAAAACCAAGAUUUACAAUUUUGUCCUUUUAAAAUAGAUAUAAUAUACCUAUAUAUGAUAUAAUAUUUGUACAUAUGAAAUCUAUAUUUGUUUAAUUUGAGCCAUUCAAUCUAAACCAGUGUACAGGUAUACAAUGAAAAUUUAAAUGCUUCAUUAUUUUUCCCAACAUGGUGUACAAUCACCCUUCUUGGAUGGGGGGUUUGCACAAUUCCGAUGUCACAGCUUUGCUCACUUCCUGGCAAGGGCGGUUCAGGACCCAAUUUGUAAUGGAGCCCAGGGGUCGAAAGUUACCUUUCAAUACAUGUACAAAUAGCUGUCAAAAGUAAUGUUAUUAAAAUAGAUUGAUCAUCCCUGAGCAUGGCCUAUCUUCUUGUUUCAGUAACACACGUGGGGGGCACAGAUAUAGGUCUCAGGUGCUGCCCCAUGAGGAACCCCAAGAGUCACCAGGGAAGGCAGAGUCCUUGGUCUCACAUCUCUCGCAUCACCUGAGUUUUAAAGCUCUUUCUCCACAAACAAAUACUAGGUAGAUCUUUGAAAAAUAUCUCAGUUUUCAAGCACUUAGUGUUUUUAAACCCCAAAAGGAGCCAGCCAGCCUAAUGCAGGAUUUCUCAGUACUCUCAAGGGCAAACAGUGACUCUCACUGUGGGGUAGGGGAGAGCCAG